Magnolia sinica is the source of this 1930-nucleotide messenger RNA. RefSeq names its product aspartic proteinase nepenthesin-2. Gene Ontology annotation, molecular function: aspartic-type endopeptidase activity. Bases 338 to 1651 code for a protein of 437 amino acids. NCBI's taxonomy places the organism in Eukaryota, Viridiplantae, Streptophyta, Magnoliopsida, Magnoliales, Magnoliaceae. The transcript has a single exon. Gene Ontology annotation, cellular component: extracellular region. Gene Ontology annotation, biological process: proteolysis. The record is from RefSeq and is a predicted model, not a curated record.
ACCAUCCCUCUAAUAUAAGUUACAAGAGUAGCCCACCAACCUCUCCCUCUCACAUCCAAAUCAUCAUCAUCAUCUCCAUUUUUCUUUUCUAAUCUUCCCUCCCAACUUCUCCUAUAUUGUUGAACUCCUUCAAAUAUUUUUAGAUGAAGGACACCAAGUGCCAUUACAGAUUUUCCUAGUAUGCAUAUAUGUAUCUCAUCCAUGGUUUGUUCUAUGUAAGUUUCAUCCAUCCAUCUAUUCAUCACCUUCUCUAAAUACCCAAUUCAUCUCCACCCUUCAUUUUAUGUAUUUCUAUUGCAUCUCAUCUUCACUGUAAUCUCAAAAUUAUAGUUGCAACAUGACACACCCACUUUCAAUUUUUGUACUAAUGGUGGUGGCACUUCUCGUGCCGCCGACUUGGGCCACAUCGAGGGGCGGUUUCCACGACAUUGCUCCGAAAGGGAUCCGAGUCGAUCUAUUCCACGUAGACUAUGGUGGAAAUUUCACUAAGCUCGAGCUACUUCAACGAGCAAUCAAGCGAGGAAAACAUAGACUAGAGAGGUUGAAAGCUGGUGAUGUCCUAGCUGCCGACGACGGUAGUGAUGAACUCCAAGCUCCCGUUCAUGCAGGUAAUGGUGAGUUUCUCAUUAAUCUCUCUAUAGGCACCCCGACCGUGCCAUUCUCAGCGAUUGUAGACACAGGGAGCGAUUUGAUAUGGACCCAAUGCAAGCCAUGUACUAGUUGUUACAAUCAGCCCACACCCAUUUUCGAUCCAUCCAAGUCAUCUUCAUACUCCAAUCUACCUUGCUCCAGCUCACUAUGCAAAGCUCUUCCCACUUCCACAUGCAGCCCAGAUUGUGAAUAUCUCUACGCAUACGGUGACUACUCAACAACCCAAGGCGUUCUAGCAAGUGAGACUUUCACCUUCGGCAGCAAAAUCACAGUACCCCACAUCGGUUUUGGGUGUGGUGAUGACAAUGAAGGGAAAGGAUUCAGCCAAGGUGCUGGUCUGGUGGGCCUUGGGUGGGGACCACUAUCACUCAUUUCACAACUGGGUGCAGGCAAGUUCUCUUAUUGUCUAACCUCAUUGGAUGACUCCAAAACCAGCCCUCUAUUUUUUGGGUCCACAGCUAGUUUCGGUAAAGGCCUCAAGGUGGGGUCCACCCCACUAAUAAAAAACCCAUCUCAGCCAACAUUCUAUUAUCUCUCAUUGGAAGGUAUUACAGUUGGUGGGACCCUCCUAUCCAUUCCAAAAUCCACAUUUGCAUUGAAAGAUGAUGGGAGUGGUGGUCUGAUCAUAGACUCAGGUACAAGCAUCACAUAUCUAGAAGAAGUUGGAUACAAGCUCGUGAGGAAGGCCUUUGUGUCUCAAGUUCAGUUGGAGGAGGCUGACGCGUCAUCGACCGGUCUCGAUCUCUGCUUCUCCCUGCCGUCGGAUGCUUCAACGGUCGAAGUGCCUAAGUUAGUUUUCCACUUCAAUGGUGCUGAUUUGGAUUUACCGGCCGAGAACUACAUGAUACUUGAUUCUAGCACCGGUUUGCUCUGCCUCACGAUCAUGGAUUCCACUGGAAUGUCGAUCUUCGGAAACUUCCAACAACAGAACUUGCAGUUCGUUUACGAUUUGCAGAAAGAGACGUUGUCGUUCGCACCCGUUCAAUGCGAUCAGCUGUGAAUUUUUUGUGAUGCAUUGCUAGUAAGAUUUUGUUGGAUUGUAUUACAAUACAAAUUCUAUAUCCUGUUUGCAUGGAUGGCAUGAUCAUCAAUCUGGACCGUCUGUAUGGUACACUUCACUUUGCAUUGAUCAUGGCCCAUUAGUCGUUCUGAACCGACGAUCCUAGCCAUCCAAGCAAUCAAUCUUUUUAACUGUUGGAUUUGGACAUUAUUUGUAUCUUUUAUUAUACAGUGUGACUUGAUUCCGAGUGUUGAGUUGGAAUUAACGAGUCUUAACUGA